Hevea brasiliensis (rubber tree) is the source of this 3423-nucleotide messenger RNA. RefSeq names its product aminodeoxychorismate synthase, chloroplastic. The transcript is spliced from 13 exons. The record is from RefSeq and is a predicted model, not a curated record. NCBI's taxonomy places the organism in Eukaryota, Viridiplantae, Streptophyta, Magnoliopsida, Malpighiales, Euphorbiaceae. Bases 397 to 3165 code for a protein of 922 amino acids. Gene Ontology annotation, biological process: folic acid-containing compound biosynthetic process; L-tryptophan biosynthetic process.
CCUUCAAACAGAAUCUAAUCUUUUGAGGCCCUUCGCCUCUGACAAAGUGCAUGCACCAACACAGCUAAGCACCUACCUUCUCCACCACCGCCACCGCCGCCACCACCAUCACCUCUCUCUCUCUCUCUCUCUCUCUCUCUCUCUCUCUCUUCACUUGCUCUCCUUCUCUACGGCUCCACCACCUACCUUCCUAUCUUUUCUAAGGUCUCUUUGUCACCAUCCACAUGUCUAAAUCAGGAAUUUACGUUUUUGCAAGAUCUGUUUGCUCACAAGUUGAAAGUUCUUAACGUUUGGAUUUCUUGGAUCUCUGAUUUAUAUGUUAACUUUUCUGCUCAGGGCACUUCCACUGAGCCUUUCUCAUUUUGCAGAAACUGCUGGAUAAAUAAAGGGUUGAAGAUGGAAUUUGCUUUGUGUUCAUCUUCUUUGGAUAUGUCAAAUCUUUGCUUCGAGGGCCUAAGGUGUAAUACUGCCAGUUUGCCGUUAAACAAACCUUUCCUGGGAUUUGGUUUUCUUGCUAAGAACGAGAAUGUUCAAGAAUCUUAUUGUAAUAGUAAAAGAAUGGUCAUUUCUAGCCAUUUACUGCCUGGACACCUCGAGGGAUCCUUCAUGGGGAAGAAACGGCUGGAGGAGCCUAGCAGGAAGCUGGAAUUCGUGAGGACAUUGUUGAUUGAUAACUAUGAUAGUUACACCUACAACAUUUACCAAGAGCUCUCUGUUGUUAAUGGGGUGCCUCCUGUGGUGGUGAAGAAUGAUGAGUGGACAUGGGAGGAAGUUUGCCACUACUUGUAUGAAGAAAAGGCAUUUGAUAAUAUUGUUAUAUCACCUGGGCCUGGUUCUCCAACAUGCGCAGUUGACAUAGGAAUAUGUCUUCGGUUGCUGCUUGAGUGCAGGGACAUUCCUAUUUUGGGUAUUUGUCUUGGACACCAGGCUUUGGGUUAUGCACAUGGUGCUCAAAUUGUCCACGCAUCUGAACCAGUCCAUGGACGUAUGAGUGAAAUUGAGCACAAUGGGUGCAGGCUUUUCAAUAAUAUUCCUUCUGGCAAAAAAUCCGGAUUUAAGGUAGUUCGAUAUCAUUCUCUUGUUAUAGAUGCAGAAUCACUGCCAAAGGAACUUGUACCAAUUGCAUGGACAACUUCUACUGGCACACAUUCUUUCCUCGAGUCUCAGAAUUCUGAUCUUAUCCCUGAUGCUUGUGAGAGUCAGAUUAGGCCAGGUAUUUCUUUUGAUACUUUUUCACCUGGAUUAAAUAAUGGAACUUCUUGGUCUUUUAGCCACUCCAAUGAAGUGCAAAGGAGAAAAAUCCUCAUGGGCAUUAUGCAUUCUACCAGGCCUCAUUAUGGGUUACAGUUUCAUCCAGAGAGUAUUGCAACCUGUCAUGGAAGGAAAAUAUUUGAGAAUUUUAGAGAGAUUACAUUGGAUUAUUGGCAGCGAUUGAGGUCAACAUUUCUUAAUGAGAGACAUGUCUUUUAUACUGCAUGCAUGCAGCUGCAUGGUGCUAGUCAACUGUUUGGAGUUCCUAGAGCUGGUCCAUUAGAAUGCAAUGAAGAUGCUCUACCAUUUAGAGAAAACACAAGAAGGCGGCAAUUACUGGGCAAUGUAGAUGAGAAAAAUUUUUUUAGCAUGUCCAGCUUAUCAAGUUUUCCAGAAUCAAGCAUUGGUGCAAAGCAUUUAAAAUUGAAAUGGAGGAAGUUUGAUCAAUUGGCAUCACAACUUGGUGGAGCAAGAAACAUAUUUUGUGAACUAUUUGGGGCUAAUAAAGCUGAAAACACCUUUUGGUUGGACAGUUCUUCAGUGGAGAAGAAAAGGGCACGCUUUUCUUUUAUGGGGGGUAAAGGUGGACAACUUUGGAAGCAAAUUACAUUUAGAUUGUCAGACCAAAGUGAUAUGGCUUUCAAGGAUGGUGGUUAUUUAUCAGUUGAAUAUGCUCAAGGCACUACCAGAAGCAUGUAUUUGGAAAAAGGUUUUCUUGAUUUUUUGAACCAGGAACUCCUAUCAUUCCGUUAUGAUGAAAAGGAUUUUGAAGGACUGCCUUUUGACUUUUAUGGUGGAUAUAUUGGUUAUAUUGGAUAUAAUCUUAAAGUUGAAUGUGGCAUGCUAUCUAACCGUUACAAAUCAAAGACUCCGGAUGCUUGCUUCUUCUUUGCUGAUAAUUUUAUAGUCAUCGAUCAUCGUUAUGAUGAUGUUUAUAUAAUGUCAAUACAAGAAGGAAACACAGCCAAUACACCAUGGUUGGAUGAUGUAGAGCAGAAGCUCCUUCAUUUGGAAGCAUCUGCUGCAAAGAAGUUAGGGAAGCAGCCUUCACAACCUGCAAAAUUUUCCCCAUGCAUGGCAGGCUUUCUUGCUGAGAAGUCGAAAGAGCAGUAUAUUAAUGAUGUGCACAAGUGUCUGGAAUACAUUAAAGAUGGAGAAAGCUACGAGUUAUGUCUCACUACUCAAAUAAGAAAAAGAGUUGGAGAUAUAGAUUCUCUUGGACUUUAUCUUCACCUUAGAGAGAAAAAUCCAGCACCAUAUGCUGCAUGGCUUAACUUUUCAAAUGAAAAUUUGUGCAUAUGCUGUUCUUCUCCUGAGAGGUUCUUGCGCUUGAACAGAAAUGGUGUUCUGGAAGCAAAGCCCAUAAAGGGUACUAUGGCUCGUGGUGCAACACAGGAAGAAGAUGAACAGCUUAAAUUGCAAUUACAGUGCAGUGAAAAGGAUCAAGCUGAAAAUCUGAUGAUUGUUGAUCUCUUGAGGAAUGAUCUUGGCCGUGUCUGUGAACCUGGCUCGGUUCAUGUGCCUUGUCUUAUGGACGUGGAAUCAUAUGCAACCGUCCAUACAAUGGUGAGUACAAUUCGAGGAAAGAAGAGGUCAAACGUCAAUGCAGUUGACUGUAUCCGGGCUGCAUUUCCAGGGGGCUCAAUGACAGGCGCUCCAAAGUUGAGAUCCAUGGAACUUCUUGAUUCUCUAGAAAAUUAUUCCCGUGGCAUCUACUCAGGUUCUAUUGGAUUUUUCUCAUAUAAUCAGACAUUUGAUCUUAACAUUGUGAUAAGAACGAUAGUAAUGCAUGAAGGUGAAGCUUCUAUAGGAGCAGGAGGAGCCAUUGUUGCUCUGUCAAACCCUGAAGAUGAGUAUGAUGAAAUGAUAUUGAAAACAAAUGCACCAGCAAAGGCAGUGGUAGAAUUUCAAUAGGAUCAUAAUUGAACAUUGUAGAAUAUUAAAAAGUGUUGUAUUUUUAUUCCUUUUCUUCUUACAGUGUUAUCACCACACACACACACAAGCAUACUUAGGCCUGCAGGGAACUGGGGCAAUUUAGCAUAGAUUUUUUUGGUUCAAACAUUGGCAAUGGCAUUGUCCAGUGCUAAGGUUUUUGAUCUGUAUUAAUUGAUUAUCAAUACAAACAUAUACAUAUCACCUUUUUUUUUAAAAAAAAAAAAAAUCUGCUGGCAA